AUGUCGAAACCUCUAACAACUACUGAAGCCCCAACAACAUCCACAACUGCUGAGCCUACUACCUCCACUACGACAAUGAAACCUACCACAACAAGAAUGAAGCCGACUACAACCACGAUUUCAGUAUCAACAACUACCACUGCAACUGAACCAACAACUACAACGACAACAACAAAGCCAACAACAACCACAACAACUGAAUCAACAACUACUACCACAGAACAAAUUACAACAACCACAACAACAGAGCCAACAACAACCACAACUUCUGCUCCAACAACAACCACAACAGCUGAACCAACAACAACCACUACAACUGAACCAACAACAACCACAACAGCUGAGCCAACAACAACCACAACAGCUGAGCCAACAACAUCUACAACAACUGAGUCAACAACAUCCACAACAACUGAGCCAACAACAACCACAACAGCUGAGCCAACAACAUCCACAACGACAGAAUCAACAACAACGACUACAACCGGACCAACAACAACAACUACCACUGAACCUACAACAACGACUACUACUGAACCAACAACAACCACUACGACUGAAUCAACAACAACGACUACAACAGAAUCCGCCUCAACCACGACUACAACAGAACCCACCACAACCACGACAACUAAGCCAACUACAACUACCACAGCUAAACCGACUACAACAACUACUACUGAACAACCAACAACUUCUGUUCCAGUUACGACUGAAGCCCGUAAGAAUUUUGCAUUUUUUUGA
This is a messenger RNA of Parasteatoda tepidariorum (common house spider), 744 nucleotides long. Lineage: Eukaryota; Metazoa; Arthropoda; Arachnida; Araneae; Theridiidae. The record is from RefSeq and is a predicted model, not a curated record.